CUGACUCUCAGAGAAUGAUAGAAGCCGAUUUCUAACGGAAAGCCUGACUAUGUGGCUUAUAUUUAGCGAUUUUUUGAGCAUCCUUUGAACUGUCUUGGUUAAACGAGCUGACAGUCGGAAUCAAAGAUAGCAGAGAUUCCUGUUACCGAGACACUGGAUAUCUCUGGUCUUGAUGUUCACACUAUGAUUGUCUCAGCUCACAUGUGAUUUCACAGGUGUUGUUAACUUGGCAGAUUGAGAGAAUAAGAGGCUGAUUAAGCGACAAGAGACGGCACAAUGCCGAUUCCUACCGGGAGACAGAACCCAUAUGCACUGGAGCCAGCAUACGGGCAUCAUGGUGCACAUCAUCCACAAGCAAUGAACGGUCACGGAGACAGAGGUCAGAUACCCAAUGGCUACCCUACUGGUCCUGGGCGCCAGAAUGGCAUUUCACAAGAAGGACCUUCCAGAGGAUCAAAUAAUAACAAUCACAAAAGUCAUUACGGGGUGUACGGAGACCCCAGGCAUACAGCAGAGAUGAGCAGAGACCCAAGGCACACAGCAGAGCAGAUGGGCAGAGACCCAAGGAGGCCUGCCUCGUACCCCAACGGUCACCCUCCACCAGAGCAUGAUCCCUCCAGGAGGCCCGUGUCCUACCAGCAGCAGCCACACCCUGAACCCCAGCCCCACCCUCAUGGGCACCACCACCACCAGCCACACCCCCAGCAGCAGCCACACCCCCAGCAACAGGCCCACCCACACCCACAGCAGCAGGCCCAUCAACCCUCCCAUCAUCAGCCACAGCCGCAGCAGAGAGCCAACCGGUUCCCUGUCGAGCAUCUCUACACAUUCGCCAUGGAUAAGAAAGAGGGCGUGGUUUCUGUAGAAGACGGUAUCCGCAAGCUGAGAUUACUGGAUGCGAAGGGCAAGAUCUGGUCCCAAGAUGUCAGACUGAUGGUCACCGAUAAAGAAGUGGUACUCAUGGAUGAAUAUACUCAGGAAACAUUAGAGGUGUUCCCAUUGCAGGACAUUGGAGCAAUCUCGGCCGAGCUGAAGCAGUGCAACUACGACAGUCUACUGGUCAUCAAUGUGAGAUAUAGCAACAAGCGAAUCCCAGAGAUGAUGAUGUUCCAGUGCGAACAGAUCCCGGCACCAGAGAUUGCCAGGUCACUCCAGAGGGCGGUAGAUUACUUUUCAUCGGGCAAGAAAAAGAAGCAACACAGGUCUGACAACUAUGGGAUGGUGGCAGGAGCUCAGGCCCACCCCCAGUCAGAUGACAGGAGAAUGCGCUACGACGGAGACACCAUGUACAUCCCUCCCCCUCCCGAUGAACCUGCCCCGCCCCCACCCAUCGAUGGCAACGUCAAGAACAAGGUUGCUGCCUUUGCUGCAGCCGCUGCAGCCGCUCAAGCCAAUGGGAAUGGUAUCUCACCACGGGGGUUCCAGUCUCCUAAAUCAGCCCCAGUGAGGUCCUCAGAGUCUGAGGAACCCAUUGAGUUGCUUGCUCAGAGGACAGAGAGGGACGUGGAGAUACUCAACCACUGUUUUGACGACAUCGAGGCAUUCAUCGGCAGACUCCAGAAAGCUGCCGAGGCGUACACGGAGCUAAGCCGGAGACGACAGACCAGGAAGAACCGCAGGAGGGAACACGGCGACGGCCUUCUCCUGGCCAGGUCCAGACCACCCACGGAUGGAGAAUAUAUCGAGUGCUUCCAGAAAUUCAAAUAUUGUUUUAAUCUACUGGCCAAGUUGAAGGCCCACAUCCACGACCCCAAUGCUCCCGAGCUGGUUCACUUCCUGUUGGUCCCUCUCAAGCUCAUCAUCCAGAGCUGUCAGGGUCCAGAGCUGGCUGCCAGCGUGGUCUCUCCCCUCCUCAGCCCCCAGGCCGUGGAUCUCCUGCAGAACUGCCUCACGUCCAGGCAGCACGAGCUCUGGAUGUCGCUGGGCAGGGCUUGGACUUUACCCUCAACUGAGUGGCCCAAGGACCGUCCCGUAUCUCGUUACGUCCCUCGAUUCCGUGAUGGCUGGAUCCCAAGGCCAAUUCUAGAACCUCAGACCGCUCCAGACUUCAACACCUCAGUGUUGGUCAAUAACGCAUCGGUAGCGGCCAGCGCUGCAGCGGUGGCUCGGGAGUCGCCUAGAAGACUAUCGGACAGGAGCGAUCAGCCUGAUGGCCCCAUUUUCGGUCACAACCACCAGAGACAACCUUCAAACGACAGUGGUGGCCAUAUCGCCAACGGACCGAUCAUCCACACCAACGUGCCUAAUGGUCACUCAAAUGGGCCUAAUGGUCACUCGAAUGGGCCCAAUGGUCACUCCAACGGUCCCAUCGGUCAUUCGCAGGGACCGCCCACUCACAUGAAUGGAAACGGUUAUCACCAGAGACAGUCAUCAGACUCCCUGGGGCACAGUCCAAGGGGUUCCGCCAUGCCUACUCCACCCCCUCCUGCCCCUAAGCCUGUAUCCAGUCCUGCACCCCCGGUGUCCAACCCCGUACCUACUAGACCCGGUGCUAAGACGGCAACGGCCAUCUUUGAUUUUGUAGCACGCAACUUUAAGGAGCUUACCAUCAUGGCUGAUGAACAGCUUGAGGUCCUGAAUGACACGCGUAAAUGGUGGGAGGUCAAGAAUACCUCGGGCCAGUCCGGUUAUGUGCCUUCCACCCUGCUCAAGCUGACUAGCUCCCCCUCCCCCAACACAAACACCAACUCAAACCACGUCCCAGAGCCCCCUCACAGCCUACCGCCCCCUCCUCCACAGAUGUCAACGUUCAAUGCCCCUCCCCCUCCUCCACCCCCUCCCCCAGCAAAUGGAACAGGACGGUCAAAUUCAACUCAGAGAGCUAACGGUAUGGACUUUGCUACCCAGCUCCAGAACACAUUGAAGAGCAAACAAUUCAAGCAACCUAAUGUACAGGAGCGAGCACCAACAUCCAGUAGUCAGUACGACACCCUUCAAGAGGAGCUGAAGAAUCGUGUAAGCAACGGAGGCAAGUCCAAGAACUACCGCGUCCCCAAACGAAGUAUUAGCGAUGUGACACUGACGUACGACUCGAGUAGGGACGAUGUGAAGAGGUGGCUUGAAUCCAAGGGCUUCAGUCCCAUGACUGUUCACAGUCUUGGAAUCUUGAAUGGUGCUCAGCUGUUCAGUCUUACCAAGGAAGAGCUACAGCAAGUCUGCCAUGACGAUGGAUCCAGAGUCUACUCUCAGCUCAUGAUCCAGAAAGCAGCUCUUCAGGAGCAGCAAAACGGGAAGUCUGAGCUUGACGCCAUUAUGAUGCAGCGCAAGUCUCGCGUGAUCGACGACGCCCUCCCCCCGCCCGAUUUCAUCCCGGUCCACCCCCCGGUGUUUGAUUCGCCGACAGAGGGGCCCCCAGACGUCCCAUGGUGAAGUUACUUGGAACAUGUCGCGACGCUUCUAGAACCUUCUAGCGCUAACAUGCUUGUCUGCUCAUCUUUGGUUCAUACGGCAGUUAAAAUCAGCUUAAUCCACCAUAUGCUUGGGGUUUUCAUGCAAUAGCCUUAUCCUCCACUUAACCCAUUCCCUAUUGGAACCAGGUGGCAAUGUAUUAAUCAUAUGGCAAUGAAUGAAUUCAAUAAUCAAUGGGUUAAAUGUGAAUAAUGUGAAAAUAAACUGCUUAUUCAUUAUCAUGGAUUGACAGAGGGGUUAAAGAAAGCUGCAUGUGCCUGAAGUACAGCGUUGUCUGAAUUUAUCCAUGCUUUUCCAUGUGCUUUAAUGUCCAAUGCUUUUGCUCUGUUUUCAUUUUGCUCUGCUCAUAAUGCUUACAAGUAAUGAAUCAGCAGCAUUCAUAAUGCUUAUGCUCACUAAGCUUAUGCUUAUUUGCUCUGUUCGGCUUCUCCAAUUUCAUCUGAGUUGAUCUGUAUGAGAGGAAUUCCCUGACCAAUUCCUUAAUUGGUGAUAUCACAAAAGUAAGAAAGUUCAUCAUUCAUGCAAUUGCUCCAAUGAUGUAAACCUGGGCACACAAUAAUGUGAUUUGGUGUUAGCCACUCCAGCUGUUGUGUAUUAAAUUUCCAUCUACUACGAGUUCAAAUUAUAGACUGCCACAUUGUUUUUGACUAUGUUAUAUAUACACAUUGCAUUUUGUGCAUAGUCAUACUCAUGCAGAUAUCAAAUUGGGAGCACAGUCGGCCAAAUAAUAUGCACACCAGGAGUUACACUAUUUCAUUUUACCAAACAUUUAAUGAAGAAAAGUUAAGAGCAGUGUUUUAAAAAAGCAAACAUUUUUAGCAGGAUGUUCAUACCAUUCCUUUUAUUAAGCUGUAGAUGAUACAAAUGUUUUAUAUUUACCAGUAUAAGACCACGCUUUUCAAGAAUACAUGCAUACAUUUGAAAAACAUUGUUAAUAUCUUGAAGAUUGAAGCCUUCUUAAAGUAAAAAUAGGGACAAAUCUAAAAUGUGUCAAUAAAAUAGCCAUAAAGACAAAUAGAAACAUUACGUGCUAUGUUAUUUGUAUAAGUGUAAGUGGUUACUGUAGUGCUGAAGAGAAUAAUGUAGUCCCAUUGUAUUCAUUCCAAUGUUAGUGAUUAUUACAGUACUCAUAUCUGUACUAAAUUUGUAUUCCACUAUGUUAUGGAUAAGUUUUCACAUACAGAAGAUACAUAUUUAAACAGUAGCACUUAUGUUUUCUGCUGUUCAUGUCAGCAAAUGAAUUGUAUUCAAGAUUAAUUUGUAUAUUUUGUUAAUGACAAUAUAAUACUAAUACUACUUUGACACUUGUAUAUUAUAUUUUUUACCAAUAGAAAAUCUAAAAUAUUGUAAAUUUGGAAUGUGUUGUAAACAGUUAUUAAACAGAAUAUAAAUUUGUGAUAUGAUCUUUACAAAUCGGUGCAUUUUUAAAACAAGAGAGGAAAAAUAUAUCAUUUUUAAGACUAUGAAGCGUUUAUGCUGAGCUGAAAAAGAAAAAAUCAGUUGAUAUUCUGAAUAAAUCUACCUUUGUACAUAUGAUUGAAAGUAGAGAUGUAAAUAGUCUGUUAUACAAUUUCAUUUAUGUUCCGAGGAAAAAACAUAUAUUCCCAAACAUUCUUACAAAUAUAUAUAUGCAUAUGCUCCCUCUAUAUAUACCAGUAUUCUGUGUGUUUUGUACAAUUGGGUUGUAUACAGAGGUUCAAUGCAAAUAAACCAUGUAAUUCAUACCUAUAUUUAUCAAUUAUAUAUUAAUUUGUGUAUUUAUAUUAGUCUAUGUAAAACAUUACAUUAGUGCCUAUUACAGAAUGUUAUGUACAUUUUUACCACAAAUGUCAUCUGUUGAGAGGCAGGAGGGCCUGAACUCAUACCACAGAGUUCAUACGUUUCCGGGCUCUGAACAUAUGGUGUGUUAAGAUUGUAAAUGAUUAUAUUUUUGGAAAGAGAGAGAAAGAAAUAGUUGAGGUGAUGUUGAUUGUCAUUGCUACAAAUUUGUUUAUAUUUGAUGUAAGUAAGGAUUUUCAUGGAGGAAUCGGUGCAUGUAUUCAAUUCCUUGUGGCUCGGAAGAUCCUCGCUAUAAAUUGAUAAAUGUUCUUCUUGAUAUCAAAUGAGAUAAUACCUUAUAUACCACAUGCAUACUGUAAGGUAUACUUAAAACUUAUUAUGUUAACUUACCAUAGACAUGUGAAAUAUAUAUAACUAUAUAUAGUUUUCAAUAUAUAUGCAACAUACUAUAAUGAUUAUAUCCAUCCAAUACAGUUACUCAAAUACAACAAAGAUAUAAAGCGGUGUAUACACAAAGAUUUGUAUUGCUCUUUCCUGAAAAAGGCCAUACUUGAUCCAAGACAAUCUAAAUGGAAUCACUACAGAGUGAGAUAUCUUAUAUACAGUGUACUGUUAUGUAAUAUGCUUAUUCUUGAUAUGAUAUGGAUAAAUUCAUGGUGUUUGGGUUCUUUGGGGGCCCUUCACACUAAGCCUAAUUCACAUUGCUAUCUCUUCAUGUGGAUGGUGUCAAUGGUGUUGGUACCAAGAAACAUUGACACCAUCCACAUGAAAAGAUAGCACUUUAAGCAUCACCAUGGCCUAUAAAGAGACUCCAUUCUUUAUUCCAUAGCUUUAGAUAUUGCUGAAGUUGUUAAAAAUACCUCAGAAAUUGUUUAUUUAAUUCCAUAAACAAAGUUACUACUAAAGUGACUCCUAAACUAGAAUAUUUUACACUCCUUAGUACUAAAGAUAUCAGUUUCCCCUAGUGAAAAUUGACCUUUUCUUGUUCCUUUUCAUAUACUUUGUUUCCUUUUUUGACAAAUGACAAUGCAAUCAUGCAUAUCAUAUGAUGUGAACGCACUUUUUUGCACACCUACACAAGAACAACUCAAAUUAUUAAACAUGUUUCAUGUCUAUUUGUUUAGCUUUUAAUUAUUCACUCAAACGUUAUGUUUCCCUUACCAAUAUGUUCUCAUCUGUGACAGUACCGAAGAAAAGAAAAGGCACCCAAACAUAAGUUGUGUAAACAUGUAAAUGUUAUUCUAUUUAGUUUAUAUUCACACACAUACUAUGUUUCCAAUACAGGUAUGAAUUCAAUUGUUUUUACUUAAUUGUAGGAAAACUACUUAAACGCAUUUUGUAAGCAUCUCGUAUAAGUUUGUACUCGUUUUGUAAGGUAACAAUAGAGUAUUCCUUGACAACGUUUUCCACAAGUGUGGGUUAACUUAUUUGCCAACCAAGUGCAAACGGCUUACUUAAAAAAAAACAUUUAACCUGUGAAGCUGUUAAAUCGUUCAUUAUGUUUGUUUUAAUUACAAGCCUGUUGUUAAAAUUUUGUCAUAUGCCCAAACGUUCGGUUAAAAUUUGUCAAUGUCUGUAUACUUGUUCUUCUAUCUUUAUUCUCUGCGGUUUGAUAAGAAUAUAAAACCGGGAGAAUUAUUUGUUGUAUUACUUAUGUUAUCGCAUUCUCAAUCUUUAGCAUUUUCCUUACAAACUAUUUGUUAAAUCCUUCAAAACCUCAUAGUAUUUUUGUAGAUUUGAAAUUAUAUGAAAAGAUAAUGUGUAUACUUAAUCCAUGAAUAGAUUUAAGAAAGAAAUUAAAUAAGUAUCCCAUAUAUCUAUAUCUAUAUCUGAAUAGUUAUUGAAUUUCUUUUCUUAGAAAGGUAUGUACGACAAUUUAAGUUGAAUAAACAUUGCAGUGGCCGCGUUCUAUAACGGUCUCUUGUUUUUAUUUGUAAUGUUGGAUAUCUCUGAAAGAAUGUAAAUAGUCUGUUAUAGACAGUAUACGCAUAUAGUAUUAUAUUGCUCAUUAGACAGAGGCCUGCCUUCUUUUGUAAUGAAAUAUCAAAGUGGAUUAUCAAAUCAAAGUUAUUACAAUGUUGAGCAGAAAGACUAGUAUUGAUUCAGAAAAUGAUAUUUCUGUACAUAAAAUUAUGAUAUAUCAUUAUUAAAGAUAUGGAGAUUAUCUAGCCAUAUUUUUAGUUCCUUCUUUUUUGUUAAAUGAUAUUUGUGGGGAGUAAACUACUGAUGGUUUGUCUUGAACAAUUUCUAUAUUUUGUCUCCAUUUUUUCUGAGGAAACAAAAUGAUCGUACUAACGUAUUAACCUUAUACUUAUGUAAAUAAAGAUUGUUAAGUUUUCCCUUUGAGAGUUUAUCACAGAAAAUGUAUGUGUAUCCAUUUUGAAUACACCUCCAAAAGAAUGAUGAAUAUUUACUGCAAAAGACAGAUGUGCAUGUAAAGCAUAUAGGGCACAUAUUAUUUCUAAUAAUUUCACAGUUAUUUUGAUUUAAACAAAAUCAAUGUGCCUUUUACGUAGAGACUAUGUACGUUACGAUACGGUUAACAGAAGGGGCUGAAUGGGUUUAAACAAUGAUGCUGUAUGUAUAAGAUGAAAGUAGACAUUUCUGAUUUAUUACAAUUUGUUGUUGUUUUAAUAUUUUUUUAAGUGUCAAUUAUUCACAUAAGUUUAUUAUGCUUUUAUUUAAAACCAGGCACGUGAUUUUUUUUAAAUGAGGUUUUAGCAUUUGAAGUAUGUAUACGUUACGUUUAUUCCAAAAAUGUACCUUGUUCAUGUCCUUAAAUGUAUGUAUUCCAUCAUUUUAUGUACUUUUUACGUGGUAAAAUGUCAAAAAUCUGUUUUCAACUUUCUUUUCCAAUGCUAGUAACGUGUAUUGUAAUUAUCAUGAUAUCAGUGCGGGCAGAUUAAAUUGUAUUAUUACACUCGUA
Strongylocentrotus purpuratus (purple sea urchin) is the source of this 8113-nucleotide messenger RNA. RefSeq names its product epidermal growth factor receptor kinase substrate 8. Gene Ontology annotation, cellular component: plasma membrane. Gene Ontology annotation, biological process: Rho protein signal transduction; regulation of Rho protein signal transduction. Gene Ontology annotation, molecular function: actin binding. The coding region runs from base 277 to 3369 and encodes 1030 amino acids. The record is from RefSeq and is a predicted model, not a curated record. Lineage: Eukaryota; Metazoa; Echinodermata; Echinoidea; Camarodonta; Strongylocentrotidae. The transcript has 22 exons.